ACAGAUGAUAUAAGCAAGAAACUUUAACGAAUUCAGAGAUAAACAGAUAAUGUAAACAGAGAUUCAAUACAUAAUUAAGUCAAUGACAAACGAUAAAACACAUUGAUGACAUGAGUGAUGUAAAAAUUAUAUAUUAACCGUUUACAUUUUUUCCAACUUAGAAAACAAUAGAGACAAAAUAUGGACUUGCCAGCAAGGACAAGGAUGACCUGAAAAUAGCCUUCCCCUAACCAUGAGACUUGGAGGCCGUCUGACCAUCGAGUGCCAUGUUCAUCCUUCUAUACGUGAUGUGUAUGAUGGCGGUGUCUGCCGGGGGCGGACCUCUGGAGGUGGAUGCUGCGUAUCCUCUGGCGGACGUGACGGAGAUGCCACACCUCAACUUCAUCCGGUUCAGGGGCAUUGGAGAUUCUCUGCUGGAGGAGGAGGAGGAGGAGGAGGAGGAGGUACCCUACUUCGACGCCUCCAUGUCCUCCACCUACACCGCUUACUUGGGCAAGACAGCCACCCUCACCUGCGUCGUUCACGCCGCUCGGAGUGACAAAUCAGUGUCGUGGAUCCGAGGCCGCGACCUGCGCAUCCUGACGGUGGGCGGCUACACGUACACGACGGACCUGCGCUUCGAGGCCCUCCACCAGAAGGCCAGCUCGGAGUGGACACUCAGGAUCAAGUCUGUGCAGCUGCGGGACCAGGGCAGCUACGAGUGCCAGAUCACCACCAAGCCCAUCCGGACCUUCAACGUUUUCCUCAAGGUCGUCGAACCAACAGUAGAAGUGAUUGGCGCGCCGGACAUCUACGUAAACACGGCCAGCAUGAUCAAUCUCACAUGUGUUGUGAACCACGCACCUUAUCCCCCCGAGGCCAUCACCUGGUUUCACGGUAACCAGACGAUCAGCUACACCUCGAAGCGCGGGGGCGUGAGCGUGGUGGAGGAGCGCGGCGAGACCACCACCAGCAUCCUCCUCCUGCAGAACGCGAGGGCCUCCGACUCCGGCACCUUCACCUGCCAACCCGAGGGCAUGGAGUCCGCCCAGGUCACCCUCCACGUCUUGGACGGCGAGCGUCCGGCAGCCAUGCAGACCAACUCGAGCAGCGUCAGCACCUCGCGACUCUCUGCUAUCUUCAUGGUUGCCACGAUCGCCACCAUCGCUGUUUUCUAAAGCAUCGCGGGUACUACACUAGAACCUCAUCUUGUGCAAUGUUUACGACUCGACAUACUCCUUACCCACCAGCAAGCGUGGGAUUUGUAUAAUGUUUUUUUUCCCGAGUGUUUUGUACAAAGUAUUUGAUAUACGCCGACUUUUAUGUAACGAAGAGCCUCUUUUUAUAUACAUGCAACUUCCGUAAACAUAGUUUUUGCUCCUUCAAGCGAUGGAACGACCCUCUGUAAGAUGUCAAUCUGCUUGGAAGUAUCGUCAACGGCCGUGUUCACUCAUCUGAAAUCUUCCUUUUUUCUCCGCAUGUGGUACUCUGUUUCCAAAUGGAUACUGUUAUCCCGCCUUACCUGAAGAACCCUUUAAAGAACGAUUAAAGAGUAUUGGUUUUGUUUGAUACCUCUCUGCAAGGGAUGAAAAAUCUGGUUUUGUAACUACAAUGAAAGAUAGCAUGAUCUUGAUAUUAUUCUGACUGAACAUAUACCAGCUUAUUAUCGUUGGAUGAAAUAUCCAUAAAAGACAAAGAUCAUUGGUAAUGAAAUGUUCCCAAAUCCUUGAUGCUUUACACAAAUGUUAUUGUUUCCAUUAGUUAAAAAUGCCUUAUCUCCGGUACACAUAUUCUUUAACCAUGAAUGUUUGUUGUUCAGACUUGGGUGUUUUCCAUAUCUCCAUAACCAAAAAGAAGACAAAACAUUUGUGUACAUAUUUCUAUACUUCAAUACUAAUUAAUGUUCUUCAUGUACUGUGUUCACUGUCGUGUAUCCUACCUGGAGGUGGUUGGACUGUUGGAAGCUAGAUUCUAAUAGACG
Penaeus vannamei (Pacific white shrimp) is the source of this 1960-nucleotide messenger RNA. RefSeq names its product zwei Ig domain protein zig-8. The record is from RefSeq and is a predicted model, not a curated record. Gene Ontology annotation, biological process: synapse organization. NCBI's taxonomy places the organism in Eukaryota, Metazoa, Arthropoda, Malacostraca, Decapoda, Penaeidae. Gene Ontology annotation, cellular component: neuron projection membrane.